Lentinula edodes (shiitake mushroom) is the source of this 1224-nucleotide messenger RNA. RefSeq lists its product as uncharacterized. The record is from RefSeq and is a predicted model, not a curated record. NCBI's taxonomy places the organism in Eukaryota, Fungi, Basidiomycota, Agaricomycetes, Agaricales, Omphalotaceae. The coding region runs from base 1 to 1224 and encodes 407 amino acids. The transcript is spliced from 5 exons.
AUGAACAACGAAUCCACCUCUCCUUACUACUUUCUCGAGUCUCCGACUAGCAGCGAAAGCUCGUAUUCAUCAAGCCAUUCUGCUUUCCAAAAUCAUUUGAUGGCUGCUCAGGCUGCUACGAGCGAUUACGGAUUAGGAUACGUAUGGGCUCCACAUUACCAGCAGGCCUUGAACCAGCGCGAUCUCAAUGACCAUGACUAUUGCGGACCCCAAUACCCAGCCCCGCCUCAGGCUACGAGUAACUGGGAUGGCGGGUCAAAAAGCUAUUCAUACCCACAGGAUCCUUCAGUGCAAUCUCAAGGUUGUCAAUUGCCUCUUCAUGCCCCAGUACCGCUUCCCGGACCUUCGUCCAUUCUCUUCACUGAUGUUGAGAGCACUCAUUAUUCUCAGCCAUCACCUCAUCUGGCAAACCGGCCGAUCUCUUCUCAAACUUGCCAAAACCGGACUCCUCCUGAUGCCCAUAAAGAAAAGUCAAUAUACGACUCUGCAGCUGCACCUCCUCAAAUGCAAACCUUCAUGAACCGCUUCAGCGUUGAACCCCCUGUCCAAGCAACCUUCCCUACUCCGUGUGAACUCCUUAGUGAGCUUGGCGUUGGUAGUGACCCUAGUAGUGCCAGCCCUGGCUCUAUGUCCGACUCUAGCUCUGUGGAGGUGGCUGGUCCCUCUGGAAAUGCCGACAUCCCUUCUCACAAACGUGAUUUGAAAAUUCCAACCUUGCGUCCUCCUGAACCUGAGGCAAUCACUUCUCAUGAAAAGAAGAGACAGUACCUCGAAUGUUUGGAACAGUACGUCCUGUACCUGCACGAACAACUGAGGCUUGUCGGUGCUCAACCUAUGCCUAUUGAACGCUUCUCCUCGUAUCGUGGGCUCACCAGCCGUUCUAUCAGAACUUUACUUGUGCACAUGGAACAGUCGACAGCAAAACUUAACGCCAAAACACAAACUGAAGAACAGCGGUUCCUUGCACUUCGGGACGCUUACCUUCGUCAAGAAGGCGGGACACUCUCGGACCCUUACGUCGCAACCUCUGUUGAAACAGGAGAAUAUUAUUCCAACUUGGACAACGCCCACUCUCACACUCGCCCGAAUAAUUCUUCUGACAGUGCUAUUACCGGCCCUUACCGCCCCAGCAAUGCAUUCAAUGGCCCUGAUACUUCUACAGAGCUCUGUAUGACGCACAACGUAAAUUCUUCCUUUGAGGAGGUGUAUUCCGCAGGGCCGUGA